CGGCGGCGGCGACCGCAGCCCGGGACGUAGCGGCCUGGUGAGGGACAGACCGCUCGCCCUGUCGGACAGCCGCGGCGGAGGAGAAACAUGGCGGAGGCUUCGGCGGCCGGUGCGGACGCGGGCGCCACCGUAGCCGCGCACCGGUUUUUCUGCCACUUUUGCAAGGGCGAGGUCAGCCCCAAACUACCGGAAUAUAUUUGUCCCAGAUGUGAAUCAGGCUUUAUUGAAGAAGUGACAGAUGAUUCCAGUUUUUUAGGUGGUGGUGGCAGCCGGAUAGACAAUAGCACAUCCACACAUUUCGCAGAGCUCUGGGACCAUUUGGAUCACACGAUGUUUUUCCAAGAUUUUAGACCAUUUCUAAGUAGCAAUCCACUGGACCAAGAUAAUAGAGCCAAUGAGAGGGGUCACCAAACCCACACUGACUUCUGGGGACCAAGCCGGCCUCCUCGGCUGCCGAUGACGCGGAGAUACAGAUCUCGGGGAAGUACUCGCCCUGACAGAUCACCAGCUAUUGAAGGAAUAAUGCAACAGAUCUUUGCAGGAUUCUUUGCAAAUUCUGCAAUUCCUGGAUCCCCACACCCUUUUUCCUGGAGCGGGAUGCUGCACUCCAACCCUGGGGACUAUGCCUGGGGUCAGACAGGGCUUGAUGCCAUUGUAACCCAGCUUUUAGGACAACUGGAAAACACAGGGCCUCCCCCAGCUGACAAGGAGAAGAUUACAUCUCUUCCAACAGUGUCAGUAACUCAGGAACAAGUUGAUAUGGGUUUAGAGUGUCCAGUGUGCAAAGAAGAUUACACAGUUAAAGAGGAAGUCCGGCAGUUGCCCUGCAAUCACUUCUUUCACAGCAGUUGUAUUGUGCCAUGGUUAGAACUGCAUGACACGUGUCCUGUAUGUAGGAAGAGCCUAAAUGGUGAGGACUCUACCCGGCAAUCCCAGAGCUCGGAGGCUUCUGCAAGCAACAGAUUUAGCAGUGACAGCCAACUACAUGACCGAUGGACUUUCUGAAACUAAAGAGCACACCUGCACCAGGGCUGUGGUGGUCUUCGGAACCAUAGCUGCAAAUUGUAUCAAAACAAAAGAGAAUAGAUGGAUUUAGGAGUCACAUAAGAAACCCAACCCGUAACAUUAAUGCAAUGAGUGUUUUUCUUCUCUAAAUUUAAAGUUAGUAUCUACAGAUGAAAUUGUGUCUACAACCAAAUGCCUCUUAUUCCUGAAUUCAGAGUGAUACUUUUAUAAGUGUGAAACUUAAUUAUGUGGGUUUCCCUUGCCUGAAUAGAAUCAAUUCCUUAAAGUCUAGCUAGGGCCCUGCUACCUGUCAUGUCGCCUUGUAAUGGAUGUUCCUCCUCCUUCCCAACCUCUGCCCCUCCUUUAGCGUAUUUUACAGUAAACACAGUGGAAUCAGAGCCCUAAAGUCUCACCGAUAGAAAGUCCUUUUGUCUUAAUUGUACAUAGCACCUGUUCUUGACCACAUGAGUUGCAAGGUGAGGUCAGACUAAUUCAGGAAUCUGAGACUGAUUCUUUUGUCUUGAUCCUCAGCAAGUCAAAGAAAUUACAGUGAGAAGGAAAAAAGUGGCUUAUUGUCAUAUACAUGUGUUUCUCAUAUUUUUAAAGUCUGCUUUAGGACAUACAGUUUCCCCAGGAACUGAUAUGAUUUCUCCUAGGAGUCUUAUGUUGGUAGGAAUCUGAUUCUGAUUCCUUUUUGGGAUUGAGUUGGGUAACAUAGAGGCACAGAAAGAUAAGUGUUUGAAAUCUGCGGUUCUGAUUUUUAAUGAUUCCCAAUCAUUGUUUACUAUCUUUUGCUCCAGGGACCUUAAAAUAAUUUCAUUUAUAGAAAUUGAGUUUUGUCAUUACUGCUUCUACAGCCAAUUCACUAUUUUUGGUAACUCGGUGGUCUUGAGAAAUGGAGAUUUUCAUUGCCUUAUUUUAAUAUUUUAAGCCCAUUUUACAUUUCUGAAACUUUGCAGUUCUGCUUGGUUCCAGCUAUACUUGGAGUCAAAGUGACUAAUGUGAUCGUGCCCCAAACAGUGUAACCUGGGAGAGGUAGGCCUUAGUUUAUUCAGUCCAACAGCGUCCCAGGUGCAUGCUUUUUGAAGCAUUUGAGUGUUUAAAGUUGAAUAGGUGAAGAAGAUCAAGAAUACCGUUGGAACUUCAGAAUCUCAAAAGAAAAUAAUGGCAACAUGUAGCAGCUGUUGAUGUACCAAAAAGGCUGAUAGUGGUGUGCAGAGGGGCAUCGUUUGCAUGGUCACAUCAGCCUUACAUAGUUUGGAAUGAUCGCAAUAAGAACGCCACUCUUUGUUGAGUCUCUUUCUUGGCUAGGAAACUCUCCCUCGUUUUUGUCUUUUGUUGACUACCAUGCACUGGGUUGGUGGUAGGAGGGGGGCUUAGAGGUAUCUUUGUGUUUUGACAGAGAAUGAAGGAGUCGGGGAGGGAAGGAUGGUUUAGGUUGGGCCCAGAGAGAAUAAAAGAUGUUUUCUUGUGCACCUCUCAUA
This is a messenger RNA of Lepus europaeus (European hare), 2489 nucleotides long. It is a transcript of the gene RNF115, whose product is annotated as ring finger protein 115. The coding region runs from base 88 to 1005 and encodes 305 amino acids. Gene Ontology annotation, cellular component: nucleoplasm; cytoplasm. Gene Ontology annotation, biological process: protein ubiquitination; ubiquitin-dependent protein catabolic process; positive regulation of DNA-templated transcription. The transcript is spliced from 9 exons. NCBI's taxonomy places the organism in Eukaryota, Metazoa, Chordata, Mammalia, Lagomorpha, Leporidae. The record is from RefSeq and is a predicted model, not a curated record. Gene Ontology annotation, molecular function: ubiquitin protein ligase activity.